AUGGCUUUAAAGUAUGAAUUAGAACAAUGGGCCUCUGCUGUUGCCGCUUACGAAGAGGACGACUUUAACAGAGCUCUCGAGGUUUUUGAGAGUAUUGCAGACUCUGCAAAAUUUCAUUUCAAUAUGGGAUUGAUAUACGCAACCUGUGGAGAGCAUGAAGAAGCUUGUCGAUCAUACGAACAGGCAACCAAAUUGGAUAUAUACUUUGCAGUAGCCUACUUUCAAAAGGGUGUCUCCCAUUUUCUAUUGAGUGAUUUUGAAGCUGCACUCACGAGUUUCAAUGACGCAUUGCUUUAUCUUCGCGGUAACAUGCUGAUAGAUUAUGAGCAACUUGGUCUCAAAUUCCGUCUAUAUUCAUGUGAAGUUUUAUUUAAUCGAGGGUUAUGUUAUUUGUAUUUGGGUCAGACGGAAAAGGGUUUGGAUGAUUUUGCUUAUGCUGCGAAAGAAAAACAAACUGAAGAGCAUGAUGUAAUUGAUGAAGCUAUGAGCAUUCAAGGCCAGGGUUUUACGGUAUUCUCCAUUCCUGUGGGAGUAAUCUAUAGGCCACCAGAAGGAAAGUUGAAAAAUGUAAAAACGAAAAACUAUCUAGGGGAGCCGACAUUGAUUGCUGUUGUCGAUCCAGGAGAUGCAUUCGUCGGAUUUACAGGUGCAGAACAGAUGAAGAACCAGCAAAUGAGUACAACAGCACCAAUAACCAAGGAGCGAACCGACGGAAGGGUCGAUUCGUUUGAUGGCAACGGCUCGCGUCCAGGAUCGCCACUCGAUCGGCCACGCUCAUUAUCAACAAAUCCGCGCAAUCCACCAUUCCCUGCUAUAAGCACACGUCCAAGUAUCCGGCGCCAACCGCAACGUAAGAACACUUUACCAACGACGAGAGAAGCUGCCCCGCUUGCACCAGGCGGUGGUCGUAAUGCUGGCCCGCCUAAACUAAUACCGGGUGAUGAAACGGGGGGAACACGCCCUCUUCGUCGACCAACUGAUAUACUUGUUUCUAACCACUAUCGAUCCAACACUAUUGACAAUGGCCGUCCAUCUCCAAAACUUGCGAGUGCUCGUCAGAAUUCUCUUCGGAAAGUGUCAAGAAAUGGAUCGCUUCGACGCGAGCCCUCACCUAAUCCAUCUGUAGCGAAUGUGGGAUUACCUUCCCGAAGACAAGAUUCAUUGCGCCGCGAUCGAUCUCCAAAUCCUCGAGUUGAGCUUACUCCAUCAAACGACUAUCGGCCUCCAUUCAUGCAAGGAAAAAUACCAAUCCAACAACAGGCGGAUGAAUCAAACGGUGUUUACCCCAACGCGUAUCAAAAUUUAAAUCCAGGAAACAAUACCGACGAUUUCAAUCAAUUGUAUGAUUACAUUAUGAAUAAUGAUGGUUAUUAUGUGGAUGGAAAUAAACCUGAUAAUAACUUAACAUUGUUGAAUGGCAGCAGUGAUAAUCAAGGAGUACGCAUGAUUCAAUCGCCUCCCGAUAAUCAGAAGGCAGCCGGAUAUAUGUUAUCUCCCCGGCAAGAAGGCAUGCAAGGUCUCGAACUAAGUCCUGAAGAUACAAGAACAUAUGCAAGUAUAUUUGGAAAGAAGGGUUUGAAGAAGGAAGAUAAUUUUAAGAUUCGAAUCAAAUGCUAUCAUAAAGACACCCGAGCCUUCAUAGUACCCAACACUAUAACAUAUGAAGAUCUUGUCAGGCGAAUUCAGGAAAAGUUUGGUAAUCUCUCACAGUUUAAAUUGAGAUAUAAGGAUGACGAUGGCACAAAGGUCACUUUAACUGAUCAGGAGGAUCUGGAAAUGGCUCUUUCACAUGCUGCCCCAUCUUCGGACGGCAUAAGGAAGAUGGAGUUAUGGGUAAAUGACGACUAA
Messenger RNA from Paraglomus brasilianum, 1848 nucleotides. The record is from the annotation of a GenBank genome assembly. Lineage: Eukaryota; Fungi; Glomeromycota; Glomeromycetes; Paraglomerales; Paraglomeraceae.